CGCGCCUUGACGAAUGUCGAUCACUAUAAUCUUUAUGUAAUGCUAAGAUAAAGAAUCACAAAAACGGAAAAAAGAUGCUUUAGUUUUGAGGUUACUAUAUCUUUUGCAUAAUGUCUCACACGAAACCCAAAGAAUUGGUGACUACUGGACGCAAUUUAAUUUCACUGUGAAAUUUGUGGCUGCUGUCAGUGCGCUGCGCAGUCCGGCCAUGUUGGACAGAUGUUCAGUGAAUUGAAAACUGUCUGAGAACUCUUGCGACCCCGCUGUGUAUCUGCAGCAUUUUAAUUUAAAAGUUGUGUGUAAUCUGCAACGAACAUAAUGGCUUCGUUAAUGGAAAGUUACGAACAACAAUACGCCGUUUUGACAGCUGAUAUAACUGCCAAAAUAGGAAAAUUAUCUAAUGCGCAUGGAGUGGAUAAAAAAUCCUUAGUUUUAGAUGUUGAGAGGCAUAUUGAAGAAGCUCAAGAAUUGCUUGAGCAAAUGGAGUUAGAAGUACGUGAAGUUGAAGCUGCUUCAAGGCCACGAUUAAGGACCAGAGUUGACAGUUAUAGAGCUGAACUUGGUCGAUUAAGCCAAGAGUUCAUGAAAGUACGAAGUCCACCUUUUCAAGAUGGUUUUUUUGGACAAGACGAUCUUUAUGGAACUGGAGUAAGCAUGAAUGAUGAACAGAAACUUCGCCUCCUAGACAAUACUGAAAGAAUGGAAAGAACAGGGCGAAAUUUAUCCACAGGCUAUCGUAUAAUUCUUGAAACAGAGGACAUCGGUUCACAAGUACUCCAGGAAUUAUCAGCGCAACGUGAAACCAUUCAAAAGUCUCGAAGCAGGCUCCGAGAAACUGACGCUGAGUUGGGACGAAGUACGAGACUUCUCAGUGGAAUGGUUAUGAGAUCAAUGCAACAUCGAUUCAUUCUCUUUGGAGUAGCUCUGGUGUUCUUAAUAGUCAUUAUAGUUGCAAUUACUGUGACUGUCAGUAAAUACACAUAGUAACCCUAUCAAAGGCAUCUAAGAAUUCUCACUUAUACAACUUAUUUCUGCCUUUUCUAUAAUCCUUUAUUUUACUCUUUACUAUUUCCUUUUCAAUAGUUUUUUCAUAUUUAUGAAGUAGUCAAAGAUGUAGAGAAAGAAAGAAGUGUUAAUGUUUUAAUGAAAUUUUUUUAUGUUGAAUUUUGACAAUCAAAUAUGUUUUAGAAUAGAAGAAGCUAGUACUUGGGUCUGAGUUUGUGUGGUUUUAUAUUGAGUAGUUGAGGGUAGAAGAAUAGUGAUUGGUUGUGUUUAGAUAUUUUACUCAUAAGACUUCUGGCAGUUGAAGGUGGAGGUCUUACAUGAUUCAUAUAUUAAACUGUGAUACAUAUGUGAAUAUGUCAGAGCUAAGCACAAAUGCUUAAAAGAUUUUGAUAUUUCCAGUUAUUAGUAUUGUAAAAGGCUUGCAAAGUAAGUUGCUGCAAUUUUUUAAGUCCUAAUUUUGGCAGCUUUAAAUGUUUGUAUGUAAACAAUUUUGUACUUGCAUUUUUUGUGCAUACAGCAAUAUGCAUUCCAUUGUGAUCGUUUUUUGUUUUGGUUGUAUUUUGUACGUAUGAGGUGCAUAUUUGAAUGUGUUCAAUGAAAUGAUUUCGCCAAGAUGGUGACUCACUCUUGUGAAGUAUUAAUGUAUACCAAAAAUAUUAUCACUUAUUUAUUUAUAAUUGCAAAUUGUAAAUAGCUAAUGAUAUUUUAAACAAAAUAACGUUUAUGAAUAAAAUACAUAUUAUGAACAAUUGUAACUUGUUGCCUUUACAGUUUUGUCUAUGCAUACUUCCACCACUUGGUGGAGAUGCUUUUGUAGAUCUGU
This is a messenger RNA of Gryllus bimaculatus (two-spotted cricket), 1828 nucleotides long. The record is from the annotation of a GenBank genome assembly. Lineage: Eukaryota; Metazoa; Arthropoda; Insecta; Orthoptera; Gryllidae.